Messenger RNA from Xenia sp. Carnegie-2017, 1626 nucleotides. RefSeq names its product collagen alpha-1(II) chain-like. NCBI's taxonomy places the organism in Eukaryota, Metazoa, Cnidaria, Anthozoa, Malacalcyonacea, Xeniidae. Bases 258 to 1172 code for a protein of 304 amino acids. The transcript has 4 exons. The record is from RefSeq and is a predicted model, not a curated record. Gene Ontology annotation, molecular function: carbohydrate binding.
AGCAAACUGACUGUUGCUCGAAGUCUUUUUCCUUCGCAAUUUCGAUUUCAAUUUUCAAAUAUUUACAUAGCAAAGUUGUUUUGAUGAUAAAUAGAAAAGUCUAUCGCGGAUAUUGUUAAAGGUCGUGGUCAUUCUCCUGUGUAUGACUUGUUUAUUGCGAUAAUUGUGUCCAGAACAGCAUCGGUAGACUUGAGUGGACAAGAAAAUUUUAUAUUUUAUUGAAAAGGGAAAGGCAGGUCAGAUAUUUGGAUGUUAAAAUGGUCAUGAGGCGCCGUCAAGGCACAGGCUGCUCAAAUGCGGUGAUCAGCCUUCUAACAAUUUAUAUAGGAUGUACGGUAUCCCAAAGAAUAUUGCCGGACUGGCCAAAGAUUGGUGAUCGCAUCACACAACCAUUCCUUGAUCAACUUAUGGUUUCACAACUGUUAGAACAGAAUCUUACUUUAGGAUUCUUCUUGAAAGGUUUAAAUGGUCCACCCGGUCCACCAGGACCGCCUGGAAACCCAGGAGAGCCUGGCCCAGCCGGUAUUGCAGGUCCCCCCGGACCUCCUGGGCAUGUGGGUGAAGAUGGAGCACCAGGUGCAACGGGUACGCCGGGACCUCCCGGUCCACCCGGACCUCCAGGUCUUCCUGGUGAGAAAGGUGACACAGGUGAACAAGGUGCACCAGGCGCAGCUGGUCUACCUGGUGCUCCUGGUCUACCAGGUUCACCUGGUGCAGUUGGACCACCGGGUCCAGAACCAAUUAUGCCUAACUUCACUGUCAUCUGUGAAGGAGAAAAGGGCUGGGUACAAUGCAAACAGUACGAGCUCAUAAAGAUCACGAAAUCAUUCUGGGGACGAGACGACCACGUGACCUGUCCCAAAGUCCCCGCAGGUCUAACAAUCGACAAUCUCUGCGAGACGAACGAAGAGAACACGAAAGAAAAAGUAGAUGGUCAAUGUAAGGAUCAACAGGCUUGCGAAGUAGUGGCGUCAAACAUCUUUUUCGACGACAAGAGUUGUGGUAAUACGUACAAGUAUCUCAAGAUUUGGUAUGAAUGUAUUCCGGACGAGGCGAACGUCGUCGAUGCCUUACGAGAUGGAGGCAAGAGACGAAAACGCAAGCGAGCAGCAAUGGAGAGACGGCACGCUGAAAUGUUACGCGAAAAGGAGAGGCAAAAACGACACGUAUAAAAAAAUCACAAACACAAACGAGACCCCGCCAUUUAUUUGCAGACCCCAAUGCGAACAAGAACGAUCACUUUCCAUCUUAUAACUCAGUAAUUGGCUCGUUUGAUUAAAACGGACAGAAUUGUAUAAUUGUUUAUUAAUGCGUAAACGAAUUUAUCAUCGUUUUAUUAACACGAACAUACGAAUGACAAUAAGACCAUUAACCUGUAAGUUAUUGUAAUUAGAACAUCGAGACGGACAUGGUGACGCACUUGAAUUCGACAUGACAUAAUUAGAUGAGUAAAUCAAAUCAAUGAAAUUUGGCGUGAAGAAUUGUAAUUUAGUAGCUUGGUACCAAAAUGUAAAACAUCUUAUUUUUGAGAGCAUUGCGCCCGUUAACGUAUUUUAAUUUCUCUUUCAUAUAAAGAAAUAUAUAAUUUGGCAACAUACUUUGAAUAAACGUUGUACAUGUAGGAAA